AUGGCUGCUGAAAAUCACUCUACAGUGACAGACUUUAUUCUCAGGGGAUUGACAAAUCGGCCAGAGCUCCAGCUCCCUCUCUUCCUCCUCUUCCUUGGGAUCUACUUGGUCACCGUCAUAGGGAACCUGGGCAUGUUCACACUGAUUUGUCUGAAUGCUCAGCUUCACACCCCCAUGUACUACUUCCUCAGCAAUCUGUCACUUGUGGAUCUCUGCUACUCCUCUGUCAUUACCCCUAAAAUGCUGGUGAACUUUGUGUCAGAGAAGAAUAUCAUCUCCUAUGCGGGGUGCAUGUCACAGCUCUACUUCUUUUUUGUGUUUGUUUUUGCUGAGUGUUACAUGCUGACAGUGAUGGCCUAUGACCGCUAUGUCGCCAUCUUUAUCCCUUUGCUUUACAAUGUUAUCAUGUCUCCUCAAGUGUGCUCCCUGCUGGUGGCUGUGGCCUACUCCAUGGGGUUUAUUGGUGCAACAAUAGAGACUGGCCUCAUGUUAAAACUGUCCUACUGUGAGCGCCUCAUCAGUCAUUACUUCUGUGACAUUGUGCCCCUUAUGAAGCUCUCCUGCUCUAGCACCUAUCAUAUUGAGAUGACAGUCUUCUUUUUAGCGGGAUUCAACAUCGUAGUCACCAGCUUAACAGUCCUUGUUUCCUACGUCUUCAUCCUCUCCAGCAUCCUCCACAUCAGCACCACAGAGGGCAGGUCCAAAGCCUUCAGCACCUGCAGCUCUCACCUUGCAGCUGUGGGAAUGUUCUAUGGAUCUACUGCGUUCAUGUACUUAAAACCCUCCACGGCCAGUUCUGUGGCCAUGGAGAAUGUGGCCUCCGUGUUCUACACCACAGUGAUCCCCAUGCUGAACCCCCUGAUCUACAGCUUGAGGAAUAAGGAGGUAAAGGCUGCUGUGCAGAAAACACUGAGAAAACUCUUCAGGUGCAAAUGUCAUUAUUCUUCCUCAGGUUGAAAAUUGGGAGAAAUGCAGGGUAGAAGCCCUCCAAAAAUGUAAGCACAUGUGAGUGGAGAACAACCACUUCUCAACAUGCCUCAUU
Molecule: messenger RNA, 1042 nt
Organism: Hyaena hyaena (striped hyena)
Lineage: Eukaryota; Metazoa; Chordata; Mammalia; Carnivora; Hyaenidae
Product: olfactory receptor 151-like
Exons: 1
Coding region: 1-957 (318 amino acids)
Biological process (GO): sensory perception of smell; G protein-coupled receptor signaling pathway
Cellular component (GO): membrane
Molecular function (GO): G protein-coupled receptor activity; odorant binding; olfactory receptor activity
Source: RefSeq, a predicted model, not a curated record